GCCAAAUAUGAUGUGUAGGGUAUUGGUGUCUGUCCGGGCUGUUGUAAUGGUGCAGCAGUCUGGAUUAGCACUGCUGCUUGUAGAACUGCCAUCUUCAGAAAUGGGGAGCACAGUUUCUGUUCACCAGACCAUUGCUGCAGACUGGAAAUUGGUGGCAGGCUACCAUUGUUCAUUGUGCUGCAUUCCAGGGAAGAGAGUUGUUUCUUUGUGCUACAGAAGCACCUGAUCCCCAGUGACUGCACAGUGGGACAAAGCAAUUGACGCCUCCUGGUGUGGGUACAUAUGCUUCUGAGGGUCAUCUAUGUCAUAAGCCAUCUGCCAAAUUAUUGUCCAGUUACUAGCAAUGACUAGAUGAGUUUUGCACUUAAUUAGAAGCCUCCUCUUCUCUCCCAACCUCAUAAAUGCCCAGGGGUGGCUUCUAAUUAAGUAUGGAAACAUUCGACCCUGGCUGUCAGGGUAUUGAUCACAGAGGUUUUUGGUGAGUGAAGUUAAUGUGGAAACUCCAUGGCUCUGUGUGUCAGUGUGUAGCCUCUGAAGCAGGAAUUGUACCCUAAUUUGAAGUUUGCUUACAAUGCUUUUAUCUCACCUCUGCCAUGGUCAGUAAGAUUAAAACUUUAAUAAACUGGUUGGCAGGAAGCAGUGAUUCUUAAGAGAAGAUGAAACCAGAAAUUUCAGUGCAGCACCAUUAUGAAAAGGGUUGGAUGACUGCCUGCAGCAGUAUGUCCCAAAAUUUGAACGCGAGAAGAUAAAUGGUGCCCAGCUGUUACAGAUUUCCCACCAGGAUCUUGAAGAGUUGGGGAUCACCCGUAUUGGACAUCAGGAGCUUGUUUUAGAGGCCGUGGAUCUCCUCUGUGCACUGAAUUAUGGCCUUGAAACAGACAACAUGAAGAACUUGGUUCUGAAGUUACGAGCAUCUUCCAACAAUCUGCAAAACUACAUCAGCAGCCGGAGGAAAACUUCAAAGUAUGAUGGAAAUACCUCACGCAAACCUCCUAAUGAAUUCCUUACCUCAGUGGUAGAGCUCAUUGGUGCUGCUAAGGCCUUGCUGACAUGGCUGGACAGGACUCCCUUUACUGGGAUUGCUGACUUUUCCAUGACAAAGAACAAAAUCAUUCAGCUGUGCUUGGAUCUCACCACCACUGUUCAGAAGGACUGCCCUGUGGCUGAAAUGGAAGAUAAAGUUCUCAGUGUGUCCAAGGUUUUGAAUGGAAUUUGUGAUAAGACAAUUCGGUCCACCACUGAUCCAUUGAUGAGCCAGGGUGCAUGUCUUGAGGAGGUUCAUUUAACCAACAUCAAACCCGGGGAAGGCCUGGGAAUGUACAUAAAAUCUACUUAUGAUGGAUUGCAUGUUGUCACUGGAACAACAGAAAAUUCUCCUGCUGAUCGGUCUCAGAAAAUUCAUGCUGGUGAUGAAGUGAUCCAGGUGAAUCAUCAGACUGUGGUGGGAUGGCAGUUGAAGAAUCUUGUAAAGAAGCUCCGUGAGAAUCCCUCUGGAGUUACUUUGUUGGUGAAGAAACGGCACACGGGCUCUUUCAAUUUUACUCCUGCCCCACUUAAAAACCUAAGGUGGAAACCGCCACUCGUUCAGACCAGCCCACCUCCAACUACAACCCAGUCACCAGAAAGCACCAUGGAGACUUCACUGAAGAAAGAAAAGCCUGCCAUUUUGGACCUUUACAUACCUCCACCGCCAUCGAUUCCGUAUGCUCCUCGGGAUGAGAAGGGGAGCUUUGUGUAUGGAGGAGGCAAUAAAUUUAAGCAGCCACUACCUGGUUCCAAAGGUGCAGAAUCUCCUAAUUCUUUCCUGGACCAGGAAUGCAGGAGGAGAAGGUUUACUCUUACUGACUCAGAUCCAUUGCCUGGCUAUUCCAUGGAAGUAAAUAUUCUACCAGCAAAGAUGAGGGAAAAGACACAAUCCUACGGGAAGCCUCGUCCCUUGUCUAUGCCUGCAGAUGGGAACUGGCUGGGAGCGGUAGAGCCUUUCUCUAAGCCCCGGGCAAUGGGGAGAAAAGGUGAAAACGCCCUCUGCCGGUACUUCAGCAAUGAGAGGAUCCCGCCUAUCGUAGAAGAAAGUUCCCCACUGCAGCAUCAGUUUUCUAGGCCCAUGGUGGAAAGGCAGCUAGUGAGGGGCACAGACUACAUCAGGGGAAGCAGGUGUUUUGUCAACGUGGAUCUUCACAACAGCGCAACCAUCCCGUUCCAGGAGGAUGGUGCCAAAAAGCCACCUGUGACCUCCUCAACAAAACCCUCCUCUGCAGAGCCCUCACUGCUGUCCAGCUGGAUCACAAGGCUCAAGCUGUUGACUCACUGAUUUCACAGGCCCGGAUUGUGAGUUCUUCUGGAUAUUUUACAAAGUGCCUUUGGAUAUUUUUCUCUUCCCCCGCCCACCGGGCAAAUGGCUGCAUCAGCUACAGAGUUAUUUAGUGGUUAUGGUUUAUUUUAUUUUCUCCCCCCAGAAAAGCUUGUCCUCUUCCCAGCAUUCCUAUAUCAGAUUAACUGGAGCUGGAUGGAUGGCUCUGAUAAUGGGCCGGGGCAGGGGAAGAGGGAGAUCGCGGCAGGUGGCGUUUGCCUCUCUGCCCAAGAGCGGGCAGGAAUUCAUUCCUCUGGAGAAAACAGCCAGGCGCGAGCGAUCCGGAGGUCACUGCUGCCCUGAAAUCUGUGGGACCCGUGCAGAAGCACUCACUGCAUUGUAACGAGGCCCGGCGGCACGUCAUUUGCUGCGAUGUUGUGCCAACCGACUGGAAGUGCAGCCUGUGUGUGUAGCACUCAGCAGAAACCCUGAGCUGCAAUCCUGACCAAGAAAGACGAAAAGGGGAGGCGUCGUGAAGCCACAUAGUGUGCACUGCAAGGGACUGCAGACGGCUCAACUGUAAGGAUUAAACAGCAGUUUGUUCCUUUUUUCUGAUUAGUCACAAACCUGAGCCUGUUCUGGUUGAUACCUUAGUUAUAAAUCUUGGUAUGGUUCAACUGUUCUUCCCUGAAUUGCUGCAGUGUUCAUCCAAUUAAGACAUGGAUUGCUAUAACAUGCCACGGAAAUGCCUCUCUGGUGACAAUGGUAAAAAUGAAUAUAUUUUACUGCUUUUUUUAAGAAAGUGAUUAAGACUGAGUAGCUGUUAACCAAAGUGUUCUAAAAACAAACCCUGUAAGCUUCUGGAGCACUGCCCACACAGGUUCAAUUUGUUUGAUAUUAUUUGUGCUUUAAAGAGUGACUUGUGAUGGAAUCACACUUUUGUAAGACAGUUUGCUCCCUUAAAGCAUUGCGGGGGCGGGAGGGGGACUUGUUUGCUGUCGUUACUUGGGGUGAUUUGUGGAAGGGACAACUUGCAAAAGUGUUUGGACAUUAAGAAUUUGUUCAUCAACAAAUGUAGGAAAAAAGGUUGUGUUAGAGAUUCACAAUGAACAUUAUGUUUAAAGUAAUUUAAAAAUGUUUAAUUGUACUGUAUUUUUUUCUCUCAACUUAAUGCAUUUUUUGCAUUUUUCUCCUCUAGCAGUUUCUGCUUAUUAGCCAGAAUAAAUUAAUAGUUCUCUGCCCCUCAUCUCCUAAA
Messenger RNA from Varanus komodoensis (Komodo dragon), 3545 nucleotides. It is a transcript of the gene CNKSR3, whose product is annotated as CNKSR family member 3. The record is from RefSeq and is a predicted model, not a curated record. Gene Ontology annotation, biological process: regulation of signal transduction. NCBI's taxonomy places the organism in Eukaryota, Metazoa, Chordata, Lepidosauria, Squamata, Varanidae. Bases 884 to 2311 code for a protein of 475 amino acids. The transcript is spliced from 13 exons. Gene Ontology annotation, cellular component: cytoplasm; membrane. Gene Ontology annotation, molecular function: protein binding.